UAGGGUUUGCUUUUCAGCUUCUCUUUUCGUCGUUACUUCGCAGGAGGUUGAUGCACGCGUUGCUUCGUCAGCUACUUUGUGGUCGUGGCUGUUCGACUUCGCUCCUUCGACGAUUUUCCCUUACUGUCGGAUCAGAAAAUACGACAUUUUUAUCGGAAGCAACAACGGUAGCUCGCUAGGAGCUCGCUGACUGUGAAGGUAACUUUCUACCUUUCGCGCGCUUCUUCGGCCAAAUCCCAUAAAUCCGCCGAACCGAGGGAUUUGAGCCGUAAAUCCUUAAAUCCAAGAGGAAUUCAGACCCAAAAAGCAUAGAGAGCGCAGCGCGAUGGCAGCGGCGGAUGCCGAGGCGGCGAAGCGAGCACUGACCUCGACUCGCUUCUCUGACCUGAACCCUCCUCUUUCUGAACCCGUACUGGAAACCCUAACCGAUGGUGGCUUCGAGUUUUGCACGCCAGUCCAGGCAGCCACUAUCCCUUUGCUCUGCAACCAUAAGGACGUCGCCGUCGACGCUGCUACCGGCUCUGGAAAAACGCUGGCGUUUGUCGUGCCCUUCAUUGAGAUACUUCGGCGCUCCUACUCGCACCCAAAACCCCACCAGGUCCUUGGAAUCAUCGUUUCUCCUACAAGGGAAUUAUCAACACAAAUAUACCAUGUUGCAGAACCAUUCUUCUUAACAAUCAUUGGUGCUAAGGCAGUGCUUCUUGUUGGUGGAGUGGACAUUAAAACUGAUAUAAAAAAGAUAAAGGAAGAAGGUGCAAACAUACUUGUAGGUACUCCUGGAAAGAUGCAUGAUAUAAUGGAAAGGCUUGACAUCCUUGAUUAUCGCAACUUUGAGAUUUUGAUUCUAGAUGAGGCGGAUAGACUGCUUGAAAUGGGAUUUCAAAAACAAAUCACUUCUAUUAUAUCUUGCCUACCAAAGCUCCGACGGACAGGUCUUUUUUCAGCUACUCAAACUGAGGCUAUUGAAGAACUUUCCAGGGCUGGUUUAAGAAAUCCUGUUAGGAUUGAGGUUCGAACAGAGUCUAAGCCAAUGGCAAAUCUGGCAUCCUCAGAAGAAUUAACCUCAACAAGAACACCUUUUGGCCUUCAUAUGGAGUAUUUGUUAUGUGAAGCCGAGAAAAAGUCAUCUCAUCUUGUUGAAUUCUUAUUACAAAACAUUUCAAAAAAGAUAAUAAUCUACUUCAUGACCUGUGCUUGUGUUGACUACUGGGGCAGUGUUCUACCACAGCUUUCUGUUCUUAAAGGCUUUCCCUUAAUUCCUCUGCACGGGAAGAUGAAACAGACUGCUCGGGAGAAAGCAUUGUCAUCUUUCUCUGCACUUUCAAGUGGCGUUCUUCUAUGCACUGAUGUAGCAGCAAGGGGACUAGAUAUUCCUGGUGUGGAUUGGAUCGUGCAGUAUGACCCUCCUCAAGAUCCGAAUGUAUUCGUGCAUAGAGUUGGCAGAACUGCACGGAUAGGAAGGCAAGGAAAUGCCAUCGUAUUUAUCAUGCCAAAGGAAGAUGCUUAUGUUGAGCUUUUGAGUCUAAGAAGGGUGCCAACUCAAGAGAGAAAAUGCUUUUCCCCUGCCCUUGAUGUCAUUCCUUUGAUAAGGGCUGCUGCAAUGAAAGAUCGAGCCAUCAUGGAGAAGGGUCUUAAAGCAUUUGUGUCAUUUAUUCGCGCAUAUAAAGAGCAUCACUGCUCUUACAUCUUCAGAUGGAAAGAACUGGAGAUAGGGAAAUUGGCAAUGGGAUAUGGCUUAUUGCAGAUCCCUUCAAUGCCAGAAGUAAAGCAUUAUUCUUUAUCGAUUGAUGGUUUUACUCCUAUAAAUGAUGUUAAUGUUUCUCAUAUCAAAUACAAAGACAAAGCCCGGGAGAAACAAAGACAGAAGACAUUACAACAGAAGAAAGAAGCAGAAUCUCAACUGCCAAAAUCAGAAACUGACAAGCAAAGUUUUAAACUUGCUCCUACAUUGGUAAGGAAGAAAACUGGAAAGCAGCGAAAAUCUAUUCGAACAAAAGAAGAUGAUGCAGAAUUGGAACGCGAGUACCGGUUAUUGAAAAGACUCAAGAGAGGGGCUAUUGAUGAAAGUGAAUUUGAUAAACUUACUGGGUUUACAGGAUUUGAGGAAGAGGAUGGGGAUACUGAGACUAAUGUACUACAAGUAUCAAAUCUUCCAAAGCACAAAAACAGAAAGCACAAAUUGAAGCAUAAAGGCAGUGUUAAUAGAUCAGCAGUGAAAGGAGAGAAUUCCAAAGAUAGAAAUUUCAAGUCAAAUUGCUUGGCCAAGGUUCAUAAGAAGAGGAAAUGAUAUGUGAUUUGAUUGUGUAGCUUAGAUUAAAAGUUAGUUGUCGCUGCUGAAUAUAAUGAUUUUUAAAUUAGCAGGCAUAAUGGUAACAGGAAUGAUGAGAUGGAUUAUUUUGUUAUAAUUUAAAUUAUUAAUUUUAUUUUGAUUAUUAAAAUAUAUUUUAACUGGUUAGUUUGAGAUA
Molecule: messenger RNA, 2465 nt
Organism: Dendrobium catenatum
Lineage: Eukaryota; Viridiplantae; Streptophyta; Magnoliopsida; Asparagales; Orchidaceae
Product: DEAD-box ATP-dependent RNA helicase 18
Exons: 11
Coding region: 326-2287 (653 amino acids)
Cellular component (GO): nucleolus
Molecular function (GO): ATP binding; nucleic acid binding
Source: RefSeq, a predicted model, not a curated record